UUAAUGUGUGUAUAUAUAUAUAUAUACACAAAGCUUUGCAGUAAAAAUCGUUCCUUUGCGAAAUUCUCCUCUUUCUUUCUUUCUUUCGAAGCGUUUCUGAUUUGGGGGGGAUCAAAGCGGCGGCGAACAAGAAGAAGAGAGAUUCGUUUCUAGACAAUCAUGGUGGAGACAAGACGCAGCUCAUCCGCUUCAAAGCGGAACUCUCCUCCCGAGUCUUCAUCCUCACGCCCUACCAAACGAUCCAAGGCGACGGCGGCGGAACCGGCGGGGUCUUCGUCGGCGAGUGACGCUCCGAUUGAGAAUAAUCAGAACCCUGUUUCGGUUCCUGGAUCCGAAUCUGGAGAGCCUUCGAAGCUGGGAACUAAUGAUCCAGUUAUUGCAAACGAUGCGAGCUGUCCUGAUGCCGACACUAACCAGCAAGUCCAAGGCUUGGUGACGCCAACACCCACAGGUGAAGUUGUGGCUGAAGCUGACAAGUCUAAGAAAGCUGAGAAGCUGUGGCUGAAGCGGACUAAGGCUCCUUGGGCGAAGCUUAUUUCUCAGUAUCCACAGAACCCUCAUCGUGUCAUGAAAGGCCCUGUGUUUACUGUUGGACGGCGAGGAUGCGAUUUAUCUAUCAAGUAUCAGUCCAUGCCCAACGUUCUAUGUGAACUGAGGCAGAUGGAGCAGCAGGCAGGUCCUUCAGUUGCUUCGUUGGAGAUAAUAGGGAAGGGGGUUCUUGUUGAGGUCAAUGGCAAGAUUUACCAAAAGAGUACUUGUGUUCAUCUGCGGGGUGGUGACGAGGUUAUCUUCAACACCCCUGUGAAGCAUGCUUAUAUCUUUCAGCCUCUGAAAGAUGAAAAUCUAGCUGCACCAGACAGAGCUUCUUCAGUGAGCAUUUUCGAAGCGCAGAGUACUGCCCCUCUGAAAGGGCUUCAUGUUGAGACAAGAGCAGGAGACUCUUCAUCAUGUUCUCUAUUGGCGUCUUUAAGAAAGAUACACAAUCUCCCUUUUCUACCACCUCCUGCUAAAAACGGCAAAAAGCAGCAAAAUCCAGAGGUUUCUGUGCUGCCUUCUAGCUCUGAUGAUUGCAUUCCGGAUGUUGAUAUGAAUGAUGCGGAUAGUAGCAAUGAUCAUGCUGCGAUUGCUUCGGCGGAUAAAUCAGUUGUCUCACCCUCUUUAACUGCCAACGAUGACCUGAAUGCUGAUGGAAACGGAAUGGAUCCAUCUCAAGAAACUGAAGAAGGUGUAAGUAUUCCUGGUCCUGGAUAUGAAAUUAGACCAAUUUUGCGCCUACUUGAUUUAAGGGGUAACGUUUCCAAAAUACUGAAGGAUGAUGGAAGGGAAGUGAAGGAAGUGCCGAAAGAGUGUGGCAGUUCAUCAGCGUCGGUAGCUACCAGACGUCAAGCACAUAAGGAUUUUCUGCGAGCAGGAGUACUCAAUCCUCAGGACAUAGAAGUUUCUUUUGAGAACUUCCCAUACUUUUUAAGUGGCACAACUAAGGAUGUUUUGGUAGCAUCAACAUAUGUCCAUAUGAAGUCUGAAAGCAAGUUUGCAAAGUAUGCAUCAGAUCUGUCGACAGUGUGUCCCCGUAUCUUGCUCUCUGGGCCAGCUGGCUCUGAGAUAUAUCAGGAAGCUUUAGCAAAAGCGCUUGCGAAAAAUUAUGGGGCCAAAUUGAUGAUUGUUGACACACUCUUAUUACCUGGGGGACCAACAGCUAAGGAAGCAGAUUCUUCCAAAGAUAGUUCCAGGCGUGAAAGAUUGACUGUGAUUGCUAAACGAGCCGUACAGGCUGCACAUGCUGCUGUCAUGCAGCAUAAGAAACCAACUUCAAGUGUUGAGGCUGAUAUCACAGGUGGAUCAACAUUGAAUUCUCAGGCUGUUAUGAGGCAAGAAGUGUCAACCGCAACCUCUAAAAGUUACACCUUUAAAACUGGUGAUCGAGUGAAGUUUGUAGGCCCUGCAACUUCUUCAGUUACUUCUUUCCAUACCGCACAUAGUGCUAUUCUAUCUAGGGGACCGACAACAGGUUUACAGGGCAAAGUACUCCUUGCGUUUGAAGACAAUGUAUCUUCAAAAAUCGGGGUUAGAUUUGAUAGACCGAUAGUAGAUGGCAAUGAUCUUGGUGGUCUAUGCGAAAAGGACCGUGGUUUCUUUUGUACUGCUACUUCACUUCGGUUAGAUAGUUCUUCCAGUGACAAUGCUGAUAGACUUGCCAUUAAUGAAAUCUUUGAGGUGCUUACUAAUGAAAGUGAAAAAGGAUCACUGAUAUUGUUCUUGAAAGACAUUGAUAAAUCUGUGUCGGGGAACACGGAAGUAUAUGUAACUUUGAAGAGCAAGCUUGAGAAAUUACCGGAGAAUGUUGUUGUCAUAGCCUCGCAAACCCAAUUGGACAACCGAAAGGAGAAAUCCCAUCCUGGAGGUUUCUUGUUCACAAAGUUUGGCAGCAACCAGACAACAUUGCUGGAUCUUGCAUUUCCGGAUAAUUUUGGUGGUAGACUGCAGGAUAGGAACAAAGAAAUGCCUAAAUCACUGAAACAAAUCACUAGGCUAUUUCCUAACAAAGUGACCAUCAAGUUACCUGAUGACGAAGCUUUGCUGUUGGACUGGAAGGAGAAACUCGAACGUGAUACAGAGAUCCUAAAGGCUCAAGCUAAUCUUACCAGCAUCCGUGCGGUUCUUAGCAAAAACCGUCUGGAGUGCCCUGACAUCGAAACCUUGUGCAUCAAUGAUCAAUCCCUUCCGACUGAUAGCGUGGAGAAAGUGGUUGGCUGGGCUUUCAGUCACCAUCUUAUGACCUGCUCAGAACCGACGGUCAAAGACAACAAGCUUAUCAUCUCUGCCGAAAACAUCACAUAUGGUCUGCAGGUGUUGCAUGGGAUUCAAAACGAAAACAAGAGCAUAAAGAAAUCUCUCAAAGAUGUUGUUACUGAGAAUGAAUUCGAGAAGAAGCUACUAUCAGACGUCAUUCCUCCAAGCGAUAUUGGUGUUUCAUUUGAUGAUAUUGGGGCGUUGGAAAAUGUGAAAGAUACCUUGAAGGAGUUGGUGAUGCUUCCUCUUCAAAGACCUGAAUUGUUUGGCAAAGGCCAGCUUACAAAGCCUACAAAGGGUAUACUGUUGUUUGGACCGCCUGGUACAGGGAAGACGAUGCUGGCAAAGGCAGUUGCAACUGAGGCUGGUGCAAACUUUAUCAAUAUUUCAAUGUCCAGCAUUACUUCGAAGUGGUUUGGUGAGGGAGAGAAGUAUGUAAAAGCCGUUUUCUCCUUAGCAAGUAAGAUAGCUCCGAGCGUCAUCUUUGUUGAUGAGGUUGAUAGCAUGUUGGGAAGAAGAGAGAAUCCAGGAGAACAUGAAGCUAUGCGUAAGAUGAAGAACGAAUUCAUGAUUAAUUGGGACGGCUUGCGCACAAAGGAUAAAGAACGAGUUUUAGUGCUAGCUGCUACCAACAGGCCAUUCGACCUUGACGAAGCUGUGAUUAGAAGGCUUCCCCGAAGGUUGAUGGUUAAUCUGCCGGAUUCAGCAAACAGAUCGAAGAUCUUGAGCGUAAUAUUGGCAAAAGAAGAGAUGGCAGAGGACGUAGAUUUGGAAGCUAUAGCCAACAUGACAGAUGGGUACUCUGGGAGUGACUUGAAGAAUCUUUGCGUGACCGCAGCACAUCUACCUAUCCGAGAGAUAUUGGAAAAAGAAAAGAAGGAGAGAAGUGUAGCUCAAGCCGAAAACCGACCAAUGCCGCAGUUAUAUAAUAGUACAGACAUCAGACCCUUGAACAUGAAGGAUUUCAAGAGCGCACAUGAACAGGUGUGUGCGAGUGUGUCGACUGAUUCAUCGAACAUGAACGAGCUUCAGCAGUGGAACGAGCUAUAUGGAGAAGGAGGUUCAAGGAAGAAGACGUCACUCAGCUACUUCAUGUAAAGAGAAAAGAGAGCUGAGGCAUGGAGGUUGCUUUUUGUUUUUCCCUUUAUUAUCCAUAUUAAAAACUCUCGUUGAUCCUUUAAGAGAGAGAAGAAUCCUCUUGAAUGAUCUAAAAAAUGUUUUGUUCGCUCAUAACAAAAAAAAAAAGAGAAACAUCGGAUGUGCAAUCUAUUUACAUGCUUAAUGAUGCUUAAUGAUGUACGCUGAACUAUGUAUAUAGAGAAGGUGUAGGUAUUUAACUAGUUAUUUUGUUA
Brassica rapa (field mustard) is the source of this 4142-nucleotide messenger RNA. RefSeq lists its product as uncharacterized. The record is from RefSeq and is a predicted model, not a curated record. NCBI's taxonomy places the organism in Eukaryota, Viridiplantae, Streptophyta, Magnoliopsida, Brassicales, Brassicaceae. Gene Ontology annotation, molecular function: protein binding; ATP binding; ATP hydrolysis activity. Gene Ontology annotation, cellular component: mitochondrial outer membrane.